Cladophialophora psammophila CBS 110553 is the source of this 921-nucleotide messenger RNA. RefSeq lists its product as uncharacterized. The record is from RefSeq and is a predicted model, not a curated record. Gene Ontology annotation, biological process: mitochondrial respiratory chain complex I assembly; mitochondrial electron transport, NADH to ubiquinone. Lineage: Eukaryota; Fungi; Ascomycota; Eurotiomycetes; Chaetothyriales; Herpotrichiellaceae. Gene Ontology annotation, cellular component: mitochondrion. The transcript is spliced from 2 exons. Bases 1 to 921 code for a protein of 306 amino acids.
AUGUUUUUGCCUACAGUCGGGCGCUGUGCGCCUGGCUUCUGGAAAAAGACUGGCCAGGAACUGGGAAGAGCAACCAAAUUCGCUCUCAAUCUCGAAGGCCUGCAUCUACCUCUUGCCCCCUACCCUAUCUUCGACUUUGCAGAUCCGGAAACCAUUACAACACUGAAGACCAUGACCGACCAGUCAGUUGGCGGAUUCUCAACGGUGCAACUUACACAGAAGCCUCGCGACGUAUCUACGCACUCUCCCACUCCUGCGCACAUCCUGUUUCAUGGAAACAUUUCUACGAAGCUGCCUGCCAAUCGACCAGACAUCCAAAGGACAGGCUACGCGGCAUGGAGAAAUGAAGACCGAGGGAGAACACUAUUCGGGGAGUUGUUUUGGAACGUCGAUACCUACAUGUACCUUGCGCUGCGGGUAAAGAGUGACGGCAGGAAAUAUUUUGUCAACCUACAGACGGACUCCAUCGUAGAGUCGGACAUACACCAGCAUCGAUUGUACACUAAAUAUCACAAGGGCGCGGAGGGACCAGAUGAUCCCGGGCAAUGGGAGACCGUUUGGAUCAAACUGCACGAGUUUGUGCGAACGAAUCACGGAAUUGUCACGGAGCCACAAUCAGAGAUGUUGCGGCAGAAGGUGAAAAGCUUUGGGAUUGGCUUGAUUGACAGGCAGCCAGGCCCGUUUGAACUUGGAAUUGCUGCAAUGUGGGCGACAAACCUGAACGAAAGAGGUCAAGUUGAUGGGCGGACGGGAUGGGAAGAGGGCGAUCAGGGAAGCGCAAGAUUAAGCGAAGUGACACUGGAAAAGUUGGCACAGAAGGCCGAAGAGAAGAAGAACAUACCAGAGCAGAAGAAAAGCUUCCGCGAAAGAGUACCACAUUUUGGAAAAGUUGGUUCAGGAGAUACCAAGGCAUUCAGAUGA